CCGCACCGGGCAUCUGACCCUCGCAGCUCUCGCACCACAUGCUCUCUCUGUCUGCGAGUCGCGCGCCCUCUCUUUCCUCGCUCGCUUCCUCUCUCUCUCCCCUUCCACCUUCUCCCACCAUGGCCGCCCUCCAGUUCGCGCCGUGGUCCUCGGACAUCGAGCUGCCCUUCUUCGCCAGCCUCGCCAACAUCAAGCUUAACCAUGACAAGCUCGACGACUCGGCCCGCAAGAUCCUGGGCUUGUACGAAGUCCGCCCGACGGACGCGCCUGAGCGCUCCAGUCGCAUGCAGAUUCUCGCCUCUGCCCUCCACUGCGAUGAGGCCCCGGCCGGCUACUAUCGCGCCGACGGCAUCAUCAAGAACGUAAACACCAUCGAGGAGUACCGCAACUUUGACCGUUCCGCCGCCAUCGAGCGCGCCGGCCGCAUCGUCUGGGACGCCAUCUGCGACGGCACCAUCUACUCCUGCCCCUCGUUGCUCUCCUCCUUCACCGUCAUCUCCUACGCCGACCUGAAGAACUACAAGUUCACCUACCACUUCGGCUUCCCCGCCAUCCACUCGGACCCCACCUGGAAGCGCGUCGGCGAUUCCUUCAAGCUCAGCGACAAGGAGACGACGGGCCUGGUCGACUCGGUACAGACGUGGAAGUACAGCGUGGACUCGCGCCAGCAUGGCUUCUUCCUUGCCAAGCGUGUGCGCAAGCAGCAUCUGUCCACCGAGGAGGGAGAGGACGAGCGGCCCAAGUCUCCCCAGACCCCCGGUGCCAUGGACGAGUACGGCUACGCGUGGGCUGUCGGCGCGCUCGGUGCGUACGAACAGGGCUUCUUCAACGACACCGACUUGCAGGACCGCUUCGUGGGCUUCGCCGACCCGUCGACGUACCAGUCGAAUCCCGGCUGGAUGCUGCGCAACCUGCUCGUACUGAUCCGCCAGCGCUGGAGGUUGAACGACGUCCAGAUUCUUUGCUACCGUGACACCCACCGCGGCCGCGACCGCGCCCAGAGCAUUAUCCUAAACCUUCAGUGCCCGCAGCCGGCUACCGUCGAGAUCGACACUUCGCUGAGCGCCGCCGGCACUUCUCCCCGCCCGCGCACCCCCAAGAUGCCCAAGGUCACCGGGUGGGAGCGCAACGAGGCCGGUAAGCUGACCAGCCGCCUGAUCGACCUCUCGGCCUACAUGGACCCUUCGCGCAUGGCGGACUAUGCAGUCGACUUAAACCUGAAGCUCAUGAAGUGGCGCAUUGCGCCAUCGCUGGACCUCGAAGUCAUCAAGAACACCAAGUGUCUGCUGCUGGGCGCCGGGACGCUCGGGUCCUACGUCUCGCGCAACCUGAUGGGCUGGGGCGUGCGCAAGAUCACGUUUGUCGACAACGGGCGCGUCAAGUACUCGAACCCGGUGCGGCAGCCGCUGUUUGACCACAAGGACUGCCUCGAGGGCGGCGCGCAAAAGGCGUACCGCGCGGCCGAGGUGCUGCAGGAAAUCUACCCGGGCAUGGACGCGACCGGCUUCGUCAUGUCGGUGCCCAUGGCCGGCAGCCCUGUGCUGGAGGAAGAGAAGACGCGCCAGGACUUUGAAGUACUGAAGAAGCUGAUUGACGACCACGACGCGAUUUUCCUGCUGAUGGACACGCGCGAGAGCAGGUGGCUGCCGACGGUCAUGGGCAAGGCCGCGGGCAAGAUUGUCCUGAACGCGGCGCUGGGCUUCGACUCGCUGGUCGUGAUGCGGCAUGGGCUGAAGCCCGGCGGGCCCGGCGAGGAGGAAAUGGGCUGCUACUUCUGCAACGACGUGGUUGCGCCAGCCGACUCCCUCAAAGACAUCACCCUCGACCAGCAGUGCACGGUGACGCGCCCCGCCGUGGCGCCCAUCGCGUCGGGCCUCCUCGUCGAGCUCCUGGUCAGCUGCCUGCAGCACCCGCUGCGCGCGCACGCGCCGGCCCCGAGCCCCAGCACCGCGACAGCGGACCCGAGCAACCCGGGCCCGGGGAGCCUGCGCAGCAAAGGCGCGACGGAGGCGAGCAUAGCGGCGUCGGCGACGCCCGUGCCCGUGGCCUCGACCAACGCGCCCUCGCCGUUCAAGCACCCGCUCGGCCUCAUCCCGCACCAGCUGCGCAUGUUCAUGUCGACGUUCAGCCUGCUGUCGAUCCGGGGCCAGCCGUACGACUGCUGCAGCGCUUGCAGCGACCGCAUUGUGGACAGGUACAAGAGUGAGGGGUGGGCGUUUGUGAAGCGCGCGCUUGGUGAACGGGGGUUCGUCGAGGAGGUGAGUGGGUUGGCGGAGGUGCAGAGGCGGGCGGAGGAGGUGGCAGGCGCGGUUGAGUGGGAUGACGAGGACGAUGAGUUGGGUGGUGGUGGGGGAACGGAUGAUUUGGAGGGCGAGCCGGAGCUGUUGUGAUGGGGGGUGGUGUGGUGGUGUGGUAAUGGGGAUUGGGCGUUUUUGUUGUUUGUUGUUUCGUCUUUUCGUUUUCUUGAUUUGGGCGAAGAUAUGGAUGGGUGGAUGGGUGGGUGGGUAGGUAGGUGGGCGCUUGAGGUGUAUGAUUGAUUGAGUGAGUGAUUGAGUGAUUGAUUGAUUCCCUGAUGGAUAGAUGGACGAAUGGAUGGAUUGAACUGAACUGAAUUGAAUCUAACAAGACAGAUGAUGGAAUCAUGUCAAUCGAUGAUGGAUUUUUUUUUUUUUUUUUUUUUUUUUUUUUU
Aplosporella prunicola CBS 121167 is the source of this 2689-nucleotide messenger RNA. RefSeq lists its product as uncharacterized. The transcript is spliced from 4 exons. Gene Ontology annotation, cellular component: cytoplasm; phagophore assembly site. Gene Ontology annotation, biological process: C-terminal protein lipidation; piecemeal microautophagy of the nucleus; cellular response to nitrogen starvation. Gene Ontology annotation, molecular function: Atg8 activating enzyme activity; Atg12 activating enzyme activity. The record is from RefSeq and is a predicted model, not a curated record. The coding region runs from base 120 to 2390 and encodes 756 amino acids. NCBI's taxonomy places the organism in Eukaryota, Fungi, Ascomycota, Dothideomycetes, Botryosphaeriales, Aplosporellaceae.